This is a messenger RNA of Daphnia pulicaria, 2274 nucleotides long. Its product is annotated as NFX1-type zinc finger-containing protein 1-like. Gene Ontology annotation, molecular function: transcription termination site sequence-specific DNA binding; helicase activity. Gene Ontology annotation, cellular component: nuclear body. The coding region runs from base 1 to 2274 and encodes 757 amino acids. NCBI's taxonomy places the organism in Eukaryota, Metazoa, Arthropoda, Branchiopoda, Diplostraca, Daphniidae. The record is from RefSeq and is a predicted model, not a curated record. Gene Ontology annotation, biological process: termination of RNA polymerase II transcription. The transcript has 4 exons.
AUGGAAAACAAACCAACCGGUAGAGGGCGUGGCUCAACAGGAGCUAACCGGGCAGGACACAGAGGCAGUGGACGUGGCUGGGCCGGAGCUCAACGAGCUGGUAGCGGCUGUGGCCCAUCAGGUGCCAACCCGGCAGGUAGCGGCCGACCCGGCCGUGGCUCAUCGGGAGCCUACCGAGGAGACAGCAGUGGCCGGUUAGGUGCCAUCCCCAAAACGUCUGCUUCAUCAAGCCAGCCAACAUCGAGAGAGCGCCCUUAUUCAUCUUCAGCAAACUCAUUUCGAGGAAUAAAUCGGGGUCGCGGAUUCGGUCCCGGUCCAAACUUUUCUCAACAUCAAAGACAGCCAAGACAAGCCAAUCAUCGAAGACUUGAUUUUCAAUAUCUAGUGAGAUUAGCGAGUGAAAAUGUCGAACCAUCUGUAGUGAUACGAUGUCUCGGAGACCCCGAGAAUGAUUUAGCACAACAUCUCAAAGAGAACGUCGGAAAUUUCGAUUACUUGGAGCUCGUAAUAGUUGCUAUUGGAGGAUUCUGUAAGAAUAAUGGGACUUCCCAGUUCAGCGAAAGCUUUGUCUCCGUUGUGAAGAUAUUAGCUGCCCAAAACAUCUUCAAGCACAUUAUUUCUAUUAUCGUCAACAUUCCCAUAUCUCAUGUAGCAAAUUUGCCCAUGAAGGAAGAGCGUUUAAAACGGCUAACAACUGCUAUUUUCCAUCUGGCGACAGAAAUAUUGGUGCUUAUGCCCGCUUUUGGCUGCCAAUGUUUGGGGCAGCAUUUUUUUAUCGACAUAAUUUCAAUGAAAAAUAUGCCUUCCAUUCAAAAUUUGAAUGUCGCUGAUGCUUUCGAUGUUUUUGAGGCUGGGAUUCAACAGUUGCAGAGGGCAUGGAGUCAACAUAUUCCCGUGGAAAUCAAGAAGGACGACCGUCGUCUUCGUAUGGAGGAAUAUAGAAACGAUUUGGCCCUUCAGGAUCCGCCAGAUGAUUUCCGGACGCUGAAUGUAAUGCCUAACUGGGAGGAUGUUUGUUUAGACGUGGAGCCUUUCCUUCGGCCAAGCAUCGUCAAGGGAGAGUAUCCUGACGUUACAACUUACUUGGAUAUUCAAUUUCGUCUUCUUCGCGAGGAUUUCUUUAAUCCACUGCGUGUUGGCUUAUUGGCGUACAAAAUUCAAUCGGAUCGAAAACAUUCAAGAAUGCGAAAUCCAGACAACAUCCGGCUAUACUAUGGAGUGCAAAUUCUGGAAUACGAUAUGCACGGAGACUGUUACACCAUUCAGUUCUCGAAUGCGCAUUUGAAAAAAAUUAACUGGGAGAGCAGCAAACGUUUUCUCUUCGGUUCACUCCUUUGUUUAUCGUCGGAUAAUUUUUCGUCAUUUCAUCUCUUCACGGUGGCGGAUCGCAACCCGAGACUUUUAUUGAACGGCAAAAUCAAAGUCAAAUUUGAAGGAGGAAUGUUAUCAACAGCUUUAAAAAAGCAGAUCUUCGUCAUGGCGGAAUCGACUGUGUUUUUCGAAUCGUAUCGUACGAUUCUCACAGCGUUACAGCGCAUCAGCCCGGCUAAUUUUCCAUUAGAAGAUUACAUCUUAGGUCGUAAAAGUUCUACGGAAAUGCCCGACUAUCUGUUAAAGAAAGAAAAGCCCAUUUAUGAUAUGACAUGCAGUUCGGAUUUGCCAAGUGAUGACUAUACUAGAAAAGAUGAAGAACAGACUGAUAGUUUUCUUAGGAAAUUUCGGGAUCCCGUUGGGGAGGUCGAUGAACGAUUACUAAGCAUCCAGAAAGUUCCGAUCCUCGACCCAAGUCGCCGUCCGGAUGCAAAAGAGCUUGGGCUAGAUCCUAGUCAGUGUGCUGCUCUGUACGCUGCUCUUACGCAAAAGAUUUCCGUGAUUCAGGGUCCACCCGGGACUGGCAAAACUUAUCUGGGCCUUCGAAUUGUCCAAACUCUAUUAAAAAACAAGCAUAUCUGGAUGGAUGGAGGAGUGCGUCCAUUGUCCAGUUAUCGUCCAUGUUACGGUGCCCAAACAAAAAACAAAAGUUACUGUAUUGACAACCUGCAGUCAUCGCCUAUCCUCAUCAUUUGUUACACCAAUCAUGCUUUGGACCAGUUCCUUGAGGGGAUUUCAAAAUUCACUCAACAAAUCGUACGGAUUGGUAGCCAAAGCAAAUGUGCCGCACUAGAGUCAUUUUCCUUAAUGGCGUGGAAGAAGCGGCCAGGACAUGGCGCCCAGGGAGAUACCAAAAGAUGGAUUUUCGAAAUAUACGAUAAAUUGCGUGAAUAUGAUAAGUAA